Messenger RNA from Coregonus sp. 'balchen', 15984 nucleotides. Lineage: Eukaryota; Metazoa; Chordata; Actinopteri; Salmoniformes; Salmonidae. The record is from the annotation of a GenBank genome assembly.
GCUCAAUCUAAAAUGGUAUCGUCCGCCGUGUCAACAUGGAGUUCCUGGUAAAAGACGUCAAACUAUUCGUACAUUAAAAAAAAAAAGAUUUAUAAGUAAACAUUUCGCACAAAAUUGAUACUUUUAUUCCAUCUAUGUUAAUCUUAACAUUAGUCAGUUCUCUAUAACAUUUAAAGUUAAGCAGAUACAUCGAUGUUCGUUCGUUACAUGCAUGCAGUCACAUGGCUUUAAUUUCACCUGUGUUCCCACUGUAAUCGAUAAAUGUGAUUAGUUAGCUAGCUAAUGCACUGUAAAAGUGUUUCCAAAAACAGUCGACAGCUGCAGGUCUAGCUAACGCUACUGCACCUAGGCACGAAUGGAACCCGAUGCUAUCAGCACUUUGUACCGCGAAUAUAGUGGGUAUCCCACCCCUAUUUCUGCCUUCGUGACGGCGAAUGACUACAUGGCACUAUUAAACGGCACGAGUUUCACUUUAUCGACAGGUGAGACACUGCGCACACACACACACAAUAGAGAUGUAUAGAGAUCGCAACGUUGUAACUGUCCCAUUAUGGCAUCUGUGAGCGCACAGGCAGCGCCUGAGGCCAUCUCCAUUUUGAAGUAGUCAAUUUUCUUCUACUUUUGAAUUGGGAAACAAACUGAAAGGGUGUAUACGGCUACCAAAGAUGGUGGAUAAACGAAUAUAGUUCACUCAGGCCGUUUACCAUUGAAAGAAAUGGUCAGUUCCGGUCUGCUUAACUGGGUUGUCCCAUAGACACCAAUGCAAUAGCAGCUGGGUUUGGUCUGCUUAGUUCAUUUACUGUAAUGUAACCAGAAAAAAUUAGGGAGUGGGGUGUCUCGCUUCCUCUUCGGUCUCUGCUGCUACCAUAGAGGAUCCAUCUUUGUGUCUGUGCAAUUAUAGCGAAGAUUUCUAUAACUAACCCAAGAUCGACCAGAGCCUGUCAUUUCCAAUGGGAGUAAAUUAAUCAUAGUGGGCAGAACAAGCAAGGAGGUUUGCAGAGCGAAGCACGAGCUAGUGAGAUCCUAUUGGGGCGUUCAAGUAUUUAUUUGCAUAUUUCCGUUAGGGAACGACUACUCUGUGAUGGGCGCGUGUGCAAUAACUCAAUUCGCCCUUGGACUCCUUCUAAACAAUGUCAUUUUUUACAACUUUGGCAAAGGGUAAAGUCUACAAAAUGCAGUCCACUCUGUUUGUUACAGAUUCUAGUUUUGGAAACAGGAAACUGUAUGGAGAUCAAUGUUUCAUUGAUGAGGAAAGUAGCCAAAUGUCGGCCAAAAUCCAUCUCGCUCCAUCUUCUCCCACUGCCGGCCACUUGGCUUCCUCACAUCACCAUAUUUGGUAGUGAGUGGAAAUGCCAACCGGAUGCUUCACAUUUAUACAUCCAGUGAAAUAUCUGACUCAUUGUUCUAUCUGUGAUUAUAGCGUCUGUGACAGCAUGGGCAGCGCCAUUGAGGCUAUCUCCAUUUUGAAGUAGUCAAUUUUCUUCUUCACGAUUGGCUGAACCCUCCUGAUGACCUGGCUGGACAUGACUCCAACAGGGUCACCAGGAGGGAUCAGCCAAUGAAGUUGGAAGUACCACCCAGUUGACUACAUUAAAAUGGUGGAAGCCCUCAAUGGCGCUGCCCAUGCUAAAAUUGCCUUUUGGCCACUAGAGGCCUCUAUAAUUCUCUAUGGCUGCUACCUGGAGUGUGUUGUUUGAACAGAUAAAGCCAAGGUUGGCGAUUUACUGCCACCUGCAGUUAUGGAAUGUUUGCUCCUGACCUGGAUGGAAUUAUGUGAUCCUCCCUUAACCCAUAGGAAGUCCCACCAAAUUGACUACUUAAAAAUGGUGAAAGUCCUCAGUGGUGCUGCCCAUGCUAAAACAGGCUUUUGGGCACUAGGCCUCCAUACAUCUCUAUGACACACACUCACUCACACACUAAAGAACACUGAACAGUAGACAACUUGGUACCCAUAAAAAACAUAUGCGCACAAGCAGUUCUCCCUGAUUUGUGAUAUUUAUAAACCUUUAUGUGUAUUUUGUUCUUUUUUGACUGCAUGUAUGCUAUUAUGUUUGCUUGGUUAAAAAAAAUGUUCCGUUUGAAUUACUUUUAAAUGUGUUGAUAAAAAAUCAUAAUUACAAACUCUCCUUCACCUGCACCUCUCAGAGUGGAGUCAGAAUGAGACAGUCCGGGGAGCCAGACUGCACUAUGCCCAGCAGUGGACACUGAUUCAAAACUACAGUAAAGAGACAGACAUAGACAUCCUACCACCAAGCCCCUGCAGCCUUUUACACGGAGAGUAAGUAGGCAGACAGACAGACAGACACUCCCCCACUUCACUCAUUCACCAUCCCUGUGUCUGGUGCUGACGACGUAAUGUGUGUAAGAUGAUUAUAUAGUGGAGGUAUUAUUAAAGAUAGGAUAGGUCCUUCUCCAAGCUGCAGUUUUCAAGCCUUCCUUUUUUCCUUCCUGCUCAAAUAGAUUGCUGAGUUCCUAUUCCCCGUCUGGAGCGCUGAAGGCGGUUGUCAGGGAAACCAGCAGUCAGGGUGCGGGACAUCAGUUCCUAGAGGUAAGGAUGGAGUGGUCUGGGUGUGUCAGUCAUAAUUUGGCUCAAUUCCUUCACCCACCCUGAUACAAUACGUACUGGUUUGCUUUUACUUUUAUAUGGUUUGUUCUUUUUCAGGUAUGGAGCAACUAUGGUUUAAAAAAAAUCCUCCAUCUCACAGCUCUCAACAAACAUGGGAGAGUGUAUGAGGAUGGUAAGGCCUUUUCUUGAGUGAUUUACAUGCCUACAGUGUUCUGUGUAUUUUGUUUGAUGCUAGACCUGUCCACUGUGGACCUAAUCAGGGCCAUUUGCUUUAAUUUAUCAGCCACACUCUCUCUCCGUCUGUCUCUGUGUCUGUCUGUCUGUCUUUCUCUGUCUCUUGUUCUCCAUCUGUCUCUGUCUGUUUGUGUGUGUGUGCAGCUCAGUUUGGCUGCCUGGCCUGGUCUGCAUGUGAGAGCAGGGUGCUGUAUGUAGCUGAGGGGAAAAGGUCUAUAGCAGAUUCAUCAGCUUCAGCGUCCAGCCCAUCAGCUGGAGACCCAACAGCAGGGCCCUCAGGAGGCCCUUCUGGGAAGGUAUCAGAAACACCCUGAUCAAUUCUCCUGUAUUAAUUGUCUUUGUAUGUUUAGCCAUAAAUUCAAUUGGACGUAGUCCUUAAAGUUGCAUUUAGGUGGUUUUGGAAGUACUCUUAGGAUGACUAUUAUGUUGUGUAAACAUGAUUAGUGCUUUUUUCAUGGCUUCAACGCCCUUCCUUUCCCCUGUUGUGCAGCAGGACAAGAGUGUGUACUGGGAGGACUGGGGUGAAGGCUUGACCAGUAAGAGUGUCCCAGUGCUGUGUGUGGCCGACGUGGCCAAGGGCACGGUAACAGUGCUGCAGGGUGUCCCUUCAUACGUGUCCCCAGGCCAGGUGAGCACAAACAGGACCUCCAACACACACACACACACACACACACACACACCAAUAAAGGCAUUGGCAGAGCAUCCUAUGGUAUUUGCAACUUCACUGUAAGGAUCACCAGUCACAUGACAUGUCUUGUAGUCAUGUAAUUAUAUGUAAUAUCGUGUUAUGCCAUGAAAUGUAAUGUACAGUAAUUGUUGUCAUGCUGAUUGUUUUUCUGGUUAACACAGGGUCUCUGGGCCCAUGAUGGCGAGGGUGUGUUUUUUGUGGGCUGGUGGCAUGAGCCCUUCAGACUGGGCCUGAGGUUCUGCUCCAAUAGGAGGUGAGGAACAGCCUGUGUAGUCUACUAUGUUUACGUCAUCUCAUUAAUCAGUAUCAUCAGAGUAAUAUUGGACUGAUCAAGAUAUGCCCUUAUGUGUUAUUUUAGCGAAAGACUAGAAUGAUAACUCUUUGAAAUUCUGGUUUCAGGUCAGCUCUGUUUUGUCUGGACCUGGAAGGAAACUGUGGUGAGGGUUUUAUGUGUUCUUGAUUGGUUCAUUGUCAUGGUAAACAACUUGUUAAUUCACCAUGAAUUCACAACGAAUUAACAACAAAGCUUCUCUCUCCUCCUCUCAAACCUCCAUCCUGCACCCCCUUCUUGUCUUUCCUUACACAGAGUGUCUGUCUGGGGACACCAGCUCCGUCUCGUCCCCCCGUCUGAGCCCUGAUGGACGCUACCUGGUGUACCUGCAGGGACAGGUGUUUGGGCCCCACAGCCAGUGUCUCAGCAUGCAGCAGGUGAGUCCCCAGCCCGACCUCCGACCUCCAGCCUCCGACUCCCAGACCCUUGUCCAGACCCUUACCCCCGCUCCCAGUCUAGCCCCUAGUCCUCAGCGUUACCUCCUGACCGCUGCCCAGCCCUUUAAAUAAGGAGCCGUUACCGCCUUAUCAGAGAAGAAGCAAGGAUGUUCUGGAGGACAGUGGGGAGUGCUGCUUUGGGAAUGUUGCUUAUACUUCGCUGGUGGUAUUCUGCAACACACAUACUGUUAUAUCCUUAUCUUAUCUCUGUCCACAGUAUGACCUGGAGACAAGGAAGAUCUCGGUGCUGGUGGACGUAGUCAAUAGGCCAAAGAAAGGUACAGAAUUUGAAUAACUUUAACGCAACAUUGUGACCUUGACAGAGAGUGGCACCCCAUUCUUACUGCACUUUCAAUCUCUUGCUUCUCACCCAUUUCCUUCCCCGGACCCCAUCUAUCAAUCCCCCUCCCUCUUUCCCAAUCUCUCCCUCCCGUUCCCGUGCUCUCCUCCUCACUCUCCUUCCCUGUCUGUGUCCCUAGAUGAGUUUGCUGGGCUGUAUGAGGCUCUGCCACCUCGUUGCUGGGCGUCAGACAGCCAGAGAGUGGUCUUCAGUAGCGCCCGGAGGAACUGGAGGGUAUAGUACAAACACGCACACAAGCGGAUGCAAUUAACUUCAUACUCUAUGAUCUCACUUUCUCAUCUCUCCCUCUCUCCCAGGACCUCUUUGUAGUGGACAGGAUCACUAGGAGAGUAACCCGCAUGUCUGACCGUAAGCUCUCCUCUCCUUAUGUGAUUAUUAGUCUCAAGCCUCUCAAACUGAAACUAGUCAGAACUGUAGCAAACCGCUCAAUCUUUCUCUCUCCCCUCAGCUGAGAAAUUUGGGAGCUGGAAGCUGCUCACCAUCCAGAAAGACCUGAUGGUGGUCCAUUGUUCCCAUCUGAAUGAGGCCCCACGCCUGGUAAUACAGCAUUGUGGUCAUUCAUGUACCGUUCUGGUCAUUCAGGUUACCUCUAUACAACGCUCUGGGCAUUCAGGUUACCCCUAUAUCAAAUCAAAUCAAAUUUUAUUUGCCACAUGCGCCGAAUACAACAGGUGUAGACCUUACAGUGAAAUGCUUACUUACAAGCCCUUAACCAACAAUGCAGUUUUUAAGAAAAAAUAGUUAAGUAAAAAAUUGAAAAUAAUUAAAGAGCAGCAGUAAAAUAAAAUAACAGUAGGGAGGCUAUAUACAGGGGGUACCGCUCUGGUCAUUCAGGUUACCCUUAUACAACGCUCUGGGCAUUCAGUUUACCCCCAUACAACGAUCUGGUCAUUCAGAUUACCCCUAUAUACCGCUCUGGUCAUUCAGAUUACCCCCAUACAACGAUCUGGUCAUUCUGGUUACAGUGUUUUCCACUAACGUUUUCAGCCGGGUACUUUUUCCACUUAAAUUAACUACGCUACUUUUUUACAAUUCGCCCCCUCCCGCUAGAAUGAACGAUAUCUAUCUUCUAGCAAUCUGUUGAUAGGACAGGCACAUGUCAGUCACAAAGUGAGCGGUGACAGGGAGACACUGCUGGGUUGACAGUCGGCUGUUUGUCCCGUCUCCCGGUACCUGGGUUGUGUGUGUUGUGUACACUGUAGUUGCAGUCAUAUUUUUUUUACACGGAGGGAGAGAGCACAGAGGAGGCUGGUGGCAGGAGCUAUAGGAGGACAGGUUCAUUGUAAUGGCUGGAAUGGAAUGAAUAGAACAGAGUCAAUCAUGUGGUUUCCAUAUGUUUGAUACUGUUCCAUUUAUUCCAUUCCAUGAUGCUCCUUCAUCGUCUAUGUGGGUCAAUUUGCACCUCCCAUAUAAUGAGGUAACGAUAAGUCGAAAUCCACUUAGCAUAUUAUUUUCUGGCACAUUUGUUUAUUUUCUUUUGCGUGUUUCAUGUGCAGCCACGAAGUGCUGGAGCAUAGGCUUACUGUGAUUUGAUUGAUGAACAGCAAGCUUGACUAGUUUAUAAAUGGUGUCGAACUGACUGAAUUAAGUCGAUCUCAUAUAUCCUUGCCAUUCAUAAAUCAUACAACGUAGUAAUAUGUCCAUGGUAUUGUAUCGGGACAAGUAAACUAAAGAUCUCAUUUGUAUUUUUGAUAUGAACUCUAUCAGGACUUGCCAGACAGUGACGUUAAAGUGAGUGACUCGUCAGUAGCCUCCCGAAUCGCAUCAGUUAGAGAGCCGUUUAUUUGGCUUCCUAAUUUGCUUUCUUAAUAGGCUUUUUGGUGAUUAACUGCAGAUAAAUUCUGAAAACAUUCUAUGAGGAUGGUGAAUCCUCCUCACUACAGAACAAUAGGUAGGCUAGUGGAACAAUAGCCUCACUCUGGUCCAAAAUAUGAUGAAAGAAAACGGAUUGAAUUGUUUUCAAAGCUAAUGAUACUUAUAUGUUAUUUUCAGUGUUGACAAUGGAGUAGUGAACUGCUGCUUUCUAUGUAGCAAAGCCCAUGAUUAACAUCUGCUUCAUUCUUCAAUUAUACCUGUAUUGCAGAUAGCUGAGAAAAUGCCUUUUAAAAUGAAGCUUGAAGCCUGUGGAAGUCAACAGACUCUUACAAGAUUAUUUAAGAAGAAAUCUGUGGAUCGGUUGUUAAACAAGUAUUUUUUAGAGCAAAUAACAUACUGCAAUUCACAAAGAGUUGCAAUUGAAAUUCUUAGACUAAUUGAACUGAUACCGUUCUAUCUUCUCUUAACAUGUAUGGACCCAGAACUUAAUUGAGCAUCUGUUCUGUUUAUUUUUACAUUUGAAAAAGUGCACGUCACACCAUUUAUUUAAUUUUAAAUGUAAUCUUUAAUUUUAAAAAAUCAAGAUAAUUUGGGCUAUUUACUUAAUAAAUACAUCAUUUGAAGAACAAACAUAAUUGUGGCAAUUCAUAUCUUGCAGUAAAAUACUUUAAUCUCAAGAGAAGAGGAUAAAUGUUAAAGGUUUAAUGUUCUCUAAUUUAGAAAAUAGUCCUGAUCAUAUAGACCUAGGCCUAGACAAUAUCCCAAAAAACUAACAAUGCACUGAAUUCAUACAUUUUCAGUAAUUAAAAUGUUAAACACAAUACCACAACAAAUGUUUCCAAACUGGGAGGUAAACUCAAUAAUGUAUUCAAUAAUUUCGCUGAGUAUUUAGAAUGGAAUCAAGGCGUUAGAAUGUACUAUAGGCCACCAAAAUAGAGCUUAUUUGGCAGAAAAUUCUUAACCACUUAAACGGGGGAUCCUGGCUGGCUACUUUUACAUUUGGCUGGCUACUCCAUGUGCUUGUGGAAAACACUGUGGUUACCUCUAUACAACACUGUGGUCAUUUAGUUUACCCCUAUACAAUGUUCUGGUCAUUCAGGUUACCCCUAUACAACGCUCUGGUCAUUCAGGUUACCCCUAUACAACGCUCUGGUCAUUCAGGUUACCCCUAUACAACGCUCUGGUCAUUCAGGUUACCCCUAUACAACGCUCUGGUCAUUCAGGUUACCCCUAUACAACGCUCUGGUCAUUCAGGUUACCCCUAUACAACGCUCUGGUCAUUCAGGUUACCCCUAUACAACGCUCUGGUCAUUCAGGUUACCCCUAUACAACGCUCUGGUCAGUCAGGUUACCCCUAUACAACGCUCUGGUCAUUCAGGUUACCUGGUCAUGUCCUAUCAUCUACAGUUACAGUACAUUACCAUAUAGGCAUUGGUUCAUUGCAGGCAGUGGCUUUUCUUCCGUCGGCCGGGGGGGAGGGGGAGGUGUCCUGGGACCCUCUGGACGAGUCGUGUCUGCAUGGUGCUAUCGUAGAUAAUCUGGACAUCAGCCCUACGCCCCAGGAGGAGAACCCAGAGUACUGUAAGUCAGUCAAUGGUGGUUCAGAACUUGUCUGGUCAUCAUAUCUGUUUGUCUUUGAGAAAACAAUAAAUGUAUGCUGAUGAAGUAAAUUGUGUGUCUCUUAUGCAGCUGGUCUAGACUUCGGGGCCCUGCUGGUUACAUCAGACCACCUUCCUUCAGGCACCAAGGUCCCUCUGGUGGUGUUUGUCCAUGGUGAGAGAAACCUCUGGAGAAUCUAGCUCCUCGGCCCGUAUUCAUAAAUCGUCUCAUAGUAGGAGUGCUGGUCUAGGAUCAUAUCCUCACUGUAUAUAUCAUUUAAUUUGUAUAAAAGAUCAGCACUCCUAUUCUUAGACGCUUUAUGUAUAUGGGCCCUGAUCUAUGAAAGAGAUCAGUGAAGACUCACUGAAGCUUAUUUGUGUUCUUUCCCAGGUGGGCCGCACUCCCAGUUCUUUACAGAGUGGAAUGUCACCACAGCAGUCCUGGUCAAACUUGGCUUUGCUGUACUCAUGGGUAAGAUUGUGGACUUCCUCCUUGGCUCACACCCACACACACUGUUAUCAUCCACUGAUAUAAUAUUGUUUCUCUCUCUGUGUUUUGUAGUGAAUUACCGGGGUUCCACUGGCUUUGGCCAGGACAGCAUCCUCUCUCUGGCCGGUAACAUCGGCAGCCAAGACGUCAAGGAUGUACAGGUACCGAGUGAGCUCUCAGCUGAAAAUAACUACAGCCAGAACCUUCAAUACAACAGUGUUUCUCAACCCAGGGUGCCAGUCAGGUUGCUAAUUUUUGUUCUAGCUCAAUACUACUAACACAUCUGGUUCAACUAACCUCUUCCUAAAUAUCAUUCCCAGAGGGCUGUGCUAACUGCCCUCGCUGACCAAACUGCUGAGAAGCUCGUGACCCUUGACCCUGAUAAAGUGGUGGUGAUGGGUGGGUCCCACGGGGGCUUCCUGGCCUGCCACCUGAUUGGCCAGUACCCAGACUUCUACAAGGCGUGUGCUGUCAGGAACCCAGUCAUCAACGCUGCCACCUUACUGGGAACCAGUGACAUCGUGGACUGGUGAGACUGACACUCUGUCUGUCUCUGUCUAUCAGUGUAUAGGACUGGAGAGUGGAGACUUUAAAACACUAAUUGAAGUGCACUAGUUGGGGGACGGAAAGUGUGCGCACUGUAUAUUUAAGAGACUGUAAAAAAUAAAAGAUGUUAAAAAAAUACAAGUACUAUGCAAAUACAAUGUGAUUAGUUGAUGGAUAGUUAUCCUGUGUCUCCCUCUACCCUAGGCGUUAUUCCAGUGUGGGGAUGCAGUACUCUUAUGACCAGCUGCCCACCCCAGAGGCUCUCACUACCAUGCUCCAGAAAUCCCCCAUCACCCACGCACCUCAGGUUUGAGCGCACGCACACAUUCAUGCACACAAAUACACACACAUACACUGACUGUGCACCUUGCAGUAGAUUGACCGAGUGUGUUUAAAGGGCUCCCCUAUAGCUGUCAAUGAGACAACCAUAUCAUUUAGUUUCCUCUGUGUGUGUCCAGAUCAAGGCCCCAGUGCUCCUGAUGCUGGGGGGUAAAGACAGGAGAGUGUCCCCUCACCAAGGUCUGGAGCUGUACCGCUCUCUGAAGAGCAGGGGCUCCCCCGUCAGGUGACAACCGCUUGUUAUGUUAUCCAUCAUCAUCCAGCCCACAUGAAAAAAUACUUCAGAUUACUAUAGAAUACUACAGUACUUACCAUAGCAUUCUGUAGUAAACUGUUGUAUACUGUAGAACACUAUACUACACACUGUAGUAUCCCUCGAUCAUGUGUAUUACUUACUGUAGAAUUUUGUAGUAUACUGUAGAAUACUAUAGUAAAUACUCCAGUAUUAUCCGCAAAACAAAACACUGUAGUAAAUACUCCAGUAAUGUCCGCAAAAACACUACAGUCUGCAAAAACACUACAGUUUUUUAACUAUUGUAAAAACGACAGUAUCUAAUUUGCAUAUACCCUACCCAUUCCCCUCCCUGUAUCCCAAUUUGUGCCACCCAUAAGUGAGAAACCUACACGCAAAGUAUAGACCAUAUAAUGUGUUCCCUACUGGUUAUAGAAAAGAGCAGAAGCUUUGAACUAUCUGUUCAGAUCCCAGUCCUACCUACAGUUGAAGUCAGAAGUUUACAUACAUUUGGGUUGGAGUCAUUAAAACUAGUUUUUCAACCACUCCACAAAUUUCUUGUUAACAAACUAUAGUUUUGGCAAGUCGGUUAGGACAUCUACUUGUGUAUGACACAAGUAAUAUUUCCAACAAUUGUUUACAGACAGAUUAUUUCACUUACAAUUCAAUGUAUCACAAUUCUAGUGGGUCAGAAGUUUACGUACACUAAGUUGACUGUGCCUUUAAACAGCUUGGAAAAUUCCAGAAAAUGAUGUCAUGGCUUUAGAAGCUUCUGAUAGGCUAAUUGACAUAAUUUGAGUCAAUUGGAGGUGUAGCUGUGGAUGUAUUUCAAGGCCUACCUUCAAACUCAGUGCCUCUUUGCUUGACAUCAUGGGAAAAUCAAAAGAAAUCAGCCAAGACCUCAGAAAGAAAAUUGUAGACCUCCACAAGUCUGGUUCAUCCUUGGGAGCAAUUUCCAAACGCCUGAAGGUACCACGUUCAUCUGUACAAACAAUAGUAUGCAAGUAUAAACACCAUGGGACCACGUAGCCAUCAUACCGCUCAGGAAGGAGAUGCGUUCUGUCUCCUAGAGAUUAACAUACUUUGGUGCGAAAAGUGCAAAUCAAUCCCAGAACAACAGCAAAGGACCUUGUGAAGAUGCUGGAGGUACAAAAGUAUCUAUAUCCACAGUAAAAUGAGUCCUAUAUCGACAUAACCUGAAAGGCCGCUCAGCAAGGAAGAAGCCACUGCUCCAAAACCGCCAUAAAAAAGCCAGACUACAGUUUACAACUGCACAUGGGGACAAAGAUCGUACUUUUUGGAGAGAUGUCCUCUGGUCUGAUGAAACAAAAAUAGAACUGUUUGGCCAUAAUGACCAUUGUUAUGUUUGGAAUUAAAAGGGGGAUGCUUGCAAGCCGAAGAACACCAUUCCAACCGUGAAGCACGGGGGUGGCAGCAUCAUGCUGUGGGGGUGCUUUGCUGCAGGAGGGACUGGUGCACUUCACAAAAUAGAUGGCAUCAUGAGGAAGGAAAAUGAUGUGGAUAUAUUGAAGCAACAUCUCAAGACAUCAGUCAAGAAGUUCAAGCUUGGUUGCAAAUGGGUCUUCCAAAUGGACAAUGACCCCAACCAUACUUCCAAAGUUGUGGCAAAAAGGACAACAAAGUCAAGGUAUUGGAGUGGCCAUCACAAAUCCCUGACCUCAAACCUAUAGAAAAUGUGUGAGCAGAACUGAAAAGGCGUGUGCGAGCAGGGAGGCCUACAAACCUGACUCAGUUACACCAGCUCUGUCAGGAGGAAUGGGCCAAAAUUUACCCAACUUAUUGUAGGAAGCUUGUGGAAGGCUACCCGAAACGUUUGACCCAAGUUAAACAAUUUCAAGGCAAUGCUACCAAAUACUAAUUGAGUGUGUGUAAACUUCUGACCCACUGGGAAUGUGAUGAAAUAAAUAAAAGCUGAAAUAAAUCAUUCUCUCUACUAUUAUUCUGACAUUUCACAUUCUUAAAAUAAAGUGGUGAUCCAACUGACCUAAAACAGGGAAUUUUACUAGGAUAAAAUGGCAGGAAUUGUGAAAAACUCAGUUGAAAUGUAUUUGGCUAAGGUCUAUGUAAACUUCCGACUUCAACUGUACUUACAGGUUAUGGAACAUUUGCUCUUUUGGUAUUUCUCCAGUAGAUUUCCUCAAAGAGAAAGCCUCCACUUCUAUGUCAAAGAAAAUAAAACAAAAACACCAUAGUAAAUACUACAGUAAUGCCUGCAAAGACACAGUAAACACUACAGUAUACUAAAGUCUGCAAAAACACUACAUUAAUUGCUAUAGUAUAUACUACAGUUUUCUUUGACUGCAGUAUUUAAACUAUAGUUAACUGUAAAUACUACAGUAUACUACGGUAAAUACUACAGUAUUCACUGUAGUGUUUUAGCAGACUUCAGUCACUACAGUAAAUACUAUAGUUUAUACCAUAAUAUAUUAUAGUAUUUUUUUCAUGUGGGUGAAUGGAGUUAAUUUUUCUUUUAAACUCCAAUACUGCACUGAUUGCCCUACUAAUCAAAUCAUCAAAUCAAAUUGUAUUUGCCACACGCACAAUUGGUCCAGCGUCGUCCGGGUUGGGGGAGGGUUUGGCAGGCCGGGAUUUCCUUGUCCCAUCACGCUCUAGCGACUCCCUGUGGCGGGCCGGGAGCCUGCAAGCUGACUUCGGUCGCCAGCUGGAUGGUGUUUCCUCAGACACAUUGGUGCGGCUGGCUUCCGGGUUAAGCGAUGCAUCAAGAAGCAGUGCGGCUAGGCAGGGUCUUGUUUCGGAGGACGCAUGGCCUCUCCCGAGUCCGUAGGGGAGUUGCAGCGACGGGACAAGACUGUAACUACCAAUUGGAUAUCACGAAAUUGGGGAGAAAAAGGGGUAAAAGUACAACAAAAAAUAUAUAUAUAUAUAUAACAAAAGGAAUAAAUACUCAAUGAGUAAUGAUAACUUUGUUAUAUACACGGGGUACCAGUACCGAGUCGCUGUGCAGGGGUACGAGGUAAUUGAGGUAGAUAUGUACAUAUACAGUGCAUUUGGAAUUUAUUCAGACCCCUAGACUUUUUCCACAUUUUGUUACGUUACAGCCUUAUUCUAAAAUCGAUUAAAUUACUUUUUUUCCUCAUCAAUCUACACACAAUACCCCAUAAUGACAAAGUGAAAACAGGUUUUUAGAAUCUUUUGCAAAAGUAUUAUAAAUAAAAAACAGAAAUACCUUAUUUACAUUUGCUAUGAGACUCGAAAUUGAGCUCAGGUGCAUCCUGUUUCCAUGAUCAUCCUUGAGUUGUUUCUACAACUUGAUUGGAGUCCACCUGUGGUAAAUGCAAUUGAUUGGACAUGAUUUGGAAAGGCACACACCUGUCUAUAUAAGGUCCCAUAGUCGACAGUGCAUGUCAGAGCAAAAACCAAGCCAUGAGGUCGAAGGAAUUGUACUUAGAGCUCCAAGACAGGAUUGUGUCGAGGCGCAGAUCUGGGGAAGGGUACCAAAAGAUUUCUGCAGCAUUGAAGGUCCCCAAGAACACAGUGGCCUCCAUCAUUCUUAAAUGUAAGAAGUUUAGAACCACCAAUACUUUUCCUAGAGGGUCUGAAUACUUAUGUAAAUGUGAUAUUUCAGUUUAAAAAUAUAUAACUUGCAAAAAUGUCUACAAACCUGUUUUUCCUUUGUCAUUAUGGGGUAUUGUGUGUAGAUUGAUGAGACAAAAAUAAGAAUUUCAUCAAUUUUAGAAUAAGGCUGUAACGUAAAAGUCAAGGGGUCUGAAUACUUUACGAAUGCACCGUAGGUAAGGGUAAAGUAACUAGGCAACAGGAUAGAUAAUAAACAGUAGCAGCAGCGUAUGCAAUGAGUAAAAAUAGUUAGUGCAAAGAGGGUCAAUGCAGAUAGUCCGGGUAGCUAUUUGGUUAACUAUUUAGUAGACUUAUGGCUUGGGGGUAGAAGCUGUUCAGGGUCCUGUUGGUUCCAGACUUGGUGCAUCGGUAUCGCUUGCCGUGCGGUAGCAGAGAGAACAGUCUGUUACCUGGGUGGCUGGAGUCUUUGCCAAUUUUUCGGGCGUUCCUCUGACACCGCCUGGUGUUGAGGUCCUGAAUGGCAGGGAGCUCAGCCCCAGUGAUGUACUGGGCCGUACACACUACCCUCUGUAGCACCUUGCGGUCCGAUGCCAAGCAGUUGCCAUACCAAGCGGUGAUGCAGCCAGUCAAGAUGCUCUCAAUGGUGCAGCUGUAGAACUUUUUGAGGAUCUGAGGGACCAUGCCAAAUCUUUUCAGCCUCCUGAAGGGGAAGAGGCGUUGUCGUGCCUUCUUCAUGACUUUGUUGGUGUGUGUGGACCAUAUUAAUUCCCUAGUGAUGUGGACACCGAGAAACUAGAAGCUCUCUACCUGCUCCACUGCAGCCCUGUCAAUGUGGAUUAGGGCGUGCUUGGCGCUCUGUUUCCUGUAGUCCGUGGUCAGCUGUCUUGUCUUGCUGACGUUGAGGGAGAGGUUGUUGUCCUGGCACCACACUGCCAGGUCACUGACCUCCUCUCUAUAGGCGGUCUUAUCGUCGUCGGUGAUCAGGCCUACCACCGCUGUGUCAUCAGCAAACCUACUGGUUUUGGAGUUGUGCGCGGCCAUGCAAUCAUGGGUGAACUGGGAGUACAGGAGGGGACUAAGCACGCACCCCCGAGGGGCCCCCGUUUUGAGGGUCAGCUUGGCGGAUAUGUUGUUACCUGUAUUGACGCUUUUCCUGUUUGAUGGCUCAUUGGAGGCCAUAGCGGGAUGUCCGAAUUAGUGUCCCGCUCCUUGAAAGCAGCAGCUCUAUAUGUUUUGCUCUAUGCAGAUGUUGCCUGUAAUCCAUGGCUUUUGGUUGGGAUAUGUACGGUCACUGUGGGGAUGAUGUCUGUGCUAGCGAAACAGUCCUGUUGCUUAGCAUCCGCUUCAUUGGACCACUUCCAUAUUGAGCGCCUCACUGGUACCUCCUGUUUGAGUUUUUGAUUGUAAGCAGCAAUCAAGAGGAUCAAGUUAUGGUCAGAUUUGCCAAAGGGAGGGCAAGGGAGGGCCUUGUAUGCGUUCCUGUGUGUGGAGUAAAGGUGAUCUAGAGUGUUGUUGCCUCAAAUUGCACAGGUGAUAUGCUGGUAGAAAUUAGGUAAUUUUCCCUGCAUUAAAAUCACCGGCCACGAGAAGCCUCUGUAUGUGCAUUUUCUUGUUUGCUUAUGGCCCUAUACAGCUCAUUGAGUACGGUCUUAGUGCCAGCAUCGGUUUAUGGUGGUAAAUAGACAGCUACGAAAAAUAUAGAUGAAAACUCUCUUGGUACAUAGUAUGGUCUGCAGCUUAUCAUGAGGUAUUCUAUCUCAGGCAACCAAAAACUCGAGACUUCCUUAAAAUUAGACUUUGCGCACAAGCUGUUGUUAACAAAGAGACGCACUCCUGCCCCUCUCAGUUUACCCGAGACUGCUGUCCGAUCUUGCCAGCGAGGUGUAUUGUCCUUGUUCAGCCAAGACUCAGAGAAAAAUAUAGGAUAUUACAGUUCUUCAGGUCCCGUUGAUAGGAUAGUCUCCAACGUUCGCCAACAAAACAGACGGCAAUGGCGGUCUAGAUGCGCGCCGACAUAGUCUAAUCAUGAAGACGCCUCGCUUGCCUCUCUUUCGCCGCUGCUUCCUCUUUCGAGUCCUGGGGAUCAGGGCCAGGUCCGGGGUAAACAUCCAGAACUGCCGACUCGUUGAAGUAGAAAUCUUCAUCCAAAUGGAUGUUAGUGAUUUGCUGUUCUGAUGUCCAGAAGCUGUUUUCGGUUAAAGAAAAUUAUGGGGGAAACAUUAUGUACACAAAAAGUUUAAGAUCAGCGGGAAAAAAAUUCACACAAAAUAGCAGAAUUGGUCAGGAGCCCGUAAGAUGGAAGCUAUCCACUUCAGCGCCAUCCUAGUUUAGCAAUGUUAUUAGAUGGUUCGUGGACCUGUGUGAACUCCAUAUUCAUUAGGCACCAAAUGGAAGCAAAACAAACUGAAACAGGGAGGGACCUGAACAAUAAGAAAUGCUUGUUUUUGUGUUCCGUGGCAAAACGUUUUGCUACGGUGUGCACUAAUCAAUAGAACUGUGUUGCCCCCUGCAGGUUGCUGUGGUUUGCGGAGGACGGCCACUCUCUGGCCCGUGUGGACACUCAGGCUGACUGCUUUCUCAACCUGGUGCUGUGGUUCCAGCAGCACCUCCACCUGCACUGAGCCUCUACUGGUAUGACUGGACACACACACAAAGAAGUGAACUGUGGAAUUAAGACAUCCACACUUGUGUAGUGUACUCACGUUGUACAGUUCAGUUGAGAACGUCAUUGUUACCAGGUUCUUCCGGUGUGUUCUUUUUCUAUGGUUGCAUCAUGUUAUCAUGCCAAC